Messenger RNA from Chara braunii, 945 nucleotides. NCBI's taxonomy places the organism in Eukaryota, Viridiplantae, Streptophyta, Charophyceae, Charales, Characeae. The record is from the annotation of a GenBank genome assembly.
GCGCUCACACACUCUCUAUUCUAGUCAACCUUCAGCCAACGUAGACCACAAACGAAGCCGUGUCUAGCGCGAUAUACUUAAACUUUGAACCAAAUGUAUUUUUUGUCAUUUGCAAAAACCCAGGGCGGAUACACUUGUAAGGGUAUUCGCACUGACAGCGCCGACGAUGAAGGACGAGGAGGACAAGGAGGAGGAGGAGGAGGAGGAGGAGGAGGCCACGACAACGGAGGAGGAGGGAGAAAACUUAGAGGAAGAAGAAGAGGAGGAGGAGGAGGACGACGAGGAGGACGAGGAGUGGGAAGAGGAUGAGGAAGAAGAAGAGGAGGAGGAAAAAGAAGAGGAGAAGGAAGACGAGGAGGGCCCGACGAUGGAGGAGUGGGAGGGGGCCGAAGAGGAAGAAGAAGAAGUGGAGGAGGAGGAGGCCGUGGCAAUGGAGAACGACGACCCGAAAGACGAAGAGGAGGACGAAGAGGAGGAUGACGACGAAGGAGGAGGAGGAGGAGGCGGCCCCAACAAGGGCGAAGGAGGAAGAGGUUGCGACGGCGGCGGUGGCAGCGGGGGAGGAGGUGGCCCUGACGAUGGUGGAGGAGAUGCCAAUGGGACAGGGAAUGGCGGGACAAGGAGGAAGAAGAAGAAGCGGGGGAGGAGGAGGCCAUGGCGAUGGAGAACGACGAGGAGAAAGGUGAAGAGGAGGAUGACGACGGAGGAGGAGGAGGACGAGGAGGCCCCGACGGGGGUGGAGGAGGAAGAGGCGGCGGCAGCGGGGGAGGAGGUGGAGGAGGAGAGAUGACGAGGAUGGGGAGGAGAAUGAGGAGUAGGAGGAGGCCCCCACCACGGUGGAGGAGGAGGAGGAGGAGGAAGAGUGAGAGGGGGCCGAAGUGAUUGGCCACCCGAUCACUCCGCCAGCCCUCCCCGCUCUUUAUUCAAUCAAUCGACCACCCAACC